ACAAGAUUAGACAAUGCUGAAUGCACAGAUUCCAGAAACCUUAUAACCCGUCGUUGGCUAGGUUGGAAAGACCAGUGUAUUGAUAUCAAAGAGGUUGAUCCCCCUAGUACUCCUACUGAUACAAGAAAAGAGCUUGCUUUGACCGUGACAAGCCUACCAAAGUUAAAACCAGGAGAAUAUUACCAUUGCCUAUUUGAUAACUUUAGUAGUGAGAAUGCUAUUGUGGAUACAGAGGUUAUCAACAACACAUCUAUUAUACGAUGUAACACACCACCAGUUUCUGCUAUACCAGACAGGCCACAUGGAUCUCAAGGAGUAAAGUUAGCUAUCAAGUCAUCAGAAACGAGAGUCAGGAUUGCAGAGACAGAAUUUGUCUUCUACAAAUGUUCAGCUUUUUCUGGCUGUAUGGAAUGUGUUGACAAUCAUUUUGAAUGUGAAUGGUGUGUCUUUGACAACGUUUGCCACAGCAAAACAGAGGAAUGUGCAUCAUCUCAACUUGGUAGAGUGACUGGACCUGAGACAUGUCCUCAUAUCUUGAAUAAUACAGCAGUUCUGAUACCUGUUGGUGUUGAGCAAAGCUUUAAAGUACAAGCAGCUAAUUUACCUGGUGAUGAGAAUUUACCUGGUGGGAGGCCCAUUUCCUACAAGUGUGUGUUAGACUAUGAAGGAAGGGAAGUGUCCGUACCAGCUACAAGACUUAGUAACAGUCUUUUAGAAUGUCACUCUGAAUCUUACACAUUCCAGACAGAAGUAGACCAACUUUCUGUGGUUCUCAGUGUGCAGUGGAAUGACAUCAUACGCAUUGAUAACCCUUCUCAAUUCUCAGUGAUUCUCUACAAGUGUGAUGUUGAGAGGCCUAACUGUGGUGUAUGUAUCAGUGCUGAUGCUAAGUACCAAUGUGGCUGGUGUGAAAGCACCCAACAAUGUUCUAUUGAUAAUCAAUGUAGUAAUUGGUAUUCAGGAGGAGAUCUCUGCCCGACCCCAAGAGUUACCAGUUUCAGCCCAAGAGCUGGACCUGUAGAAGGUCAGACCAACCUGACUAUUAGAGGGAUCAAUCUUGGUCAAACUGUUUCUAAUAUUCAUAACAUCACAGUAGCUGGACAUCCAUGUGAUCCAUACCCAGAGACAUAUAUCACAGCUACAGAGAUUGUAUGCAUGACUCAAGGAGUGUCAAAUCCAUUGAGUGGUCCAAUCAUCGUUAGACUAGCAAGUGAGAACAAGACUGAAGAAGGACAUUCAGAACAAGACUUCAGAUUUGUGGUACCUAAGAUCAUAUCUCAUAGACCAAUCCUUGGACCAGCAUCAGGUGGUACUAGAGUGACCAUCACUGGACAUGAUCUAGAUGCUGCUAGCUCUAUCAAAGCUGUGGUAGCUGAUCAUGAUUGUACUGUGGUUAGUAUAUUUCAAGAUUCUAUAGUGUGUGUGACAUCGCCUGCUCUGCCUGGUGAUCAUGGAUACGUUGGAAUGAGAUUUGAUGGUCGUUAUGUUGAAGGUACCUUGCAGUUCACAUACAACCCUGAUCCUACUAUUCUUAGCAUCAAAAGAUUCAGAUCAAUUAAAAGUGGUGGUGUACCAGUACGAGUGGAAGGUACCAACCUCAAUGUGAUACAAAAUCCACAGAUGAUGUUUAGACUACCGGAUAAAAACUUCACAGCUAACUGCACUGUGAGCAGUCCAGAGACAAUGUUCUGCCCAACCCCUAACAUGUCAGCCAGUAGUGUACCUCUACCAUAUGAAACUCGUCAAGGUCAAUAUGGUUUGAUCUUGGAUGGUGUCAAGAACUUCACCAGCCUUGAAGGUCUACCAGGUGUCCAACCAUUUGAGUUUGUCUCUGAUCCUUACUAUCAGAAGUUUCAUGAAGCAGAUCAUAUCAAGAAACUUUCCUAUGGACAACCUAAGCUCCUUACUAUCUUGGGAGAGAAUCUAACUUUAGCAUAUGAGGAGAAGGAUGUAGAAGUGUUGAUUGGUGAUUUCCGAUGUCAGAAGAUUCUCUUGGCUGCAUCUAAGCUAUCGUGUGACCUACCGGAUGAACAACCACAAAGCACUAAUGGAGAUCUGUACCCAACUGUCUUGGUUCGUCAUGGUAACCUUGAAUUCUAUGUUGGUAAGCUUCACUAUGAACCAAAGGAGAUACCGUGGAUACUGAUCAUUGGUGUAGCGGCAGGUUCUCUUCUCGCAAUCAUCAUCUUUAUGAUGACCCUGGUGGUAUACUGUCGUAAAGCUAAUGCCAAUGAACGUCUGGUGAAACAGCUUGAACAACAGAGAGAUACGCUAGAAAUGAAAGUAGCCAAGGAGUGCAAAGAAGCAUUUGCUGAGUUACAGACCAGUGUGAAUACAGUUACCAGCGAUCUUGGUUGUGGAAUACCCUUUCAUAGUUAUCAUAUCUAUGCUAUGAAGACAAUGUUUCCUGAUCAACCAAACCACCCAGUCCUCAGAGAACUACCACUUCCGAGGGAUCGUAAGACAAAUUCUGAGCGUGGUUUACAGAUGUUUGGUCAAUUGAUUGAUAACAAGACAUUCCUACUGUGCCUGAUACAAACCCUUGAAGAGCAAAGAACAUUCAAUUUGAGGGAUGUGAGUGCAGUAGCAUCUCUUCUCAUGGUGGUUCUUCAAUCUAAGAUGGACUAUGCUACAGAUAUUAUGAAGGUCUUACUAGAAAGACUCAUUGAAAAACAUCUAGAGAAAGACAGAGCAAGGCUACUCAUGAGAAGGAAUGAGUCUGUAGCAGAGAAGAUGGUUAGCAACUGGCUAUCUUUCCUCCUCUAUAACUUCCUAGUAGACAGUGCUGGGGAGCCACUAUUUACACUCUUCUAUGGUAUCAAACAGCAAGUUGAGAUGGGACCAAUAGAUUCUAUCACUGGAGAGGCUAGAUAUGGACUCAGUGAAGUCAAAAUUAUCAGACAAACUAUUGAAAAUAAAACAUUGACCAUAUAUGCCAUGGGGCUUGACAAAGAUGCAGACCCACAACAGGUCAAAGUUCAUACAUGUGACUCAAUAUCCCAGGUCAAAGAGAAGAUUUUAGACUCCAUCUACAGGACCACACCUUACAGUCACAGACCUCCUAAAGAGGAACUAGAUCUUGCUUUGGUGAAAGGUCUUGACUGGGACACUGUGUCACAUACCAAACACAGGAAUAUUUACGCCAUCGGCAAGACACCUCCUUACAGUCACAGACCAUGUAAAAAUUUACACAAUCUAGAAUGGAGAUGUGGUUUAUCAGGGAGGAAGAUUCUACCAGAAGAUAAUGGUAUCAUUGAUGGAGAUUGGAAGAGGUUAACCAUGCUAUCAGAUGAGCAGGUACGAGAUGGAGAUACGAUAGCUUUAGUACCAAAGCAAGGCUUCACCAUGUCUGCCUUCACAUCACCUACUACAGGAAGAUAUACUGCAAGUCCUUGCCGAUCAACCACUCCAAUGCUAGGGUCAUCGGAUGUAGAGAAUGGUGUGAAGCUAUGGCAUCUAGUCAAACAGAGUGAUCAUGAUAAUAUGAAAGGAAAUGAGAAGGAUCAUAAGAUGAUGGCUGAAAUAUAUCUACCAAGAUUACUUACGACCAAGGUCACAUUACAGAAGUUUGUAGAUGAUCUCUUUGAGACGAUAUUUAGUGUUAACUACCGUAGUAACACCCUCCCUCGUGCCAUUAAAUACCUGUUUGAUUUCUUUGAUGACCAAGCUAAACAACAUGGUAUCACCAAUCCAGAGGUUGUACAUUCAUGGAAGAGUAACAGCCUUCCUUUAAGGUUCUGGGUGAACCUGAUUAAGAACCCACAUCAUAUCUUUGACAUCUACAAAUCAGACACAGUAGAUGCCUGUUUGUCCAUUGUUGGUCAGUGUCUAAUGGAUGCUUGCUCUGUAUCUGAACACCAACUCACCAAAGACUCACCAUCUAGUAAAUUACUCUAUGCCAAGGAUAUCCCCAAGUACAAGGAGUGGGUUGCAAGGUACUAUGAUGACAUCAAGAACAUGCCACCAAUCAGUGAUCAAGAUAUGAACGCUGUGUUAGCAGAGCAUUCCAACAGUCAUCAGUAUGACUUUCACAAGCUAUCAGCUCUCAAUGAACUCUAUCACACGUAUGCCAAGAAGUAUGGUGAACAAAUUUCUGAAUCAUUACAGAGGGAUGAGUUCGGUCAAAAGUACAAGUUAGCAGAGAAGUUUGAGCAUGUUGAACAGCUAAUGAUUGACAGUGAAUCAAAUCAUACCAUAUGAUGAUGAUAUUCAGGACAAUCUUAACAUGGUCUUGUUGCAAUAUAUAUAUAUUUUUAAGAUAUGAUGGAGUUUGAUGUUAGCCUUGGAGGAUAAUGGAUGAUGUCAUCGGAUGGUUGAUGAGCAUCUUUUAGCAAUGGAAUAUUUUCAAGGACAUUAUUGUGGAUCAUCAACCAUGGAUUUCUUGUUUCAUUUGUCUUAUGUUGAUAAGAAGCUUGCCUUUUAAUUGUAAUCAUGGAGAUGUAAUAUGGAUGACUUGGAUUAGAUGCAACUGACUUGAAUAUCAGGUCAGUUUGGUCUGACGGAAGACAGUGAUUCAAGUUAGAUGAAAAAUUUUAUGAUUGUACUUGAAGAAAUAUUGAUUAAAGUUGUGAUGUGUGCAUGGGACAUUACCUUCGAGCUGUCUUGUUAAGAAUUUCAUGUGCCAUGCAUUUCAUGGGACUUGUUGCCUGUUAUGACACAAUACGUUCAUUGUGCAGUUAUUUUAACAUUUGUGCAGAAGUACCUGUAUCUCAUUGUGGUUAUAAAACUUUGUGACAUUAUUUAUUGUGCCUGAGUCGAGAAAGAUAUUUACAGCAUAAAAAGAAUAUAAUUUGUGUAUUAUAAAUGCUGUUUUUAAGUGUGUUACGAGAUUUUACUGCAAAGAAAAUAAAUGCAUUAUUAAUGUACUCCAAAUUACUCUGUGAGAAGUCUACUUUUAAGAAAGCAGAAGAUUAACUUAAUAUUGAUUACUUCAAAUUGUUCAUUUUGAUUACAUUAUUUCAUUAUAAUUAUUUCUAUUAGCAAUUUCAUAACUUCAGAAAACUGGUUAUUUAAUUGAUAUGGUUAGAUUUCUGACUUUGGCCCCUAUUUUCACUCUUUCUUUCAAUGUUCCGCAGUAUAAUUACAAAUUUUCUCAUAAUUAUGUUUACUUCUCAGCUGAUUCAUUUAGCUCUAGCAAGAUAAGGUUCAGAACAGUGUGAUAAAAUCAUUUAGAAUAAUACUUAUUUUUACAAUGUUAAAUUUCUCAACGGUGCUCUUUGUUUAUGGAUCUGAAAUAUCUAUUGACUCUAUCAAACUUUCAGUGCUCUUCUAAUAGUAUGGAUUUACAUAUGCAAUUUUAUGUUUUCUCAUUUUGUUUUAUUCUUUUAAUUCAUGUCUUUUUUAAAGCUAGAUCAAAAUAGAACAAAAGAAAUUGUGUUGUGUUAUUUAAGUUUGUUUUUUUCAUCAGUCAUUUAUGAUUGUUACUCUACCCAUUAUAAAAUACCAAAUUGGAUAAUUCAGCUGCCUCAUUUAUCCUCAAUAUAUUCUUUCUUUUCUUUUUUUAUGUGCUUACAAAUGUACAAACUCAAAUAUAAUUAUCUUCUUUAGUGUAUACGUUUUCAAUUUUGCUCAUCUCAAAAAAGAUGGAUCUCUCCAAAUUAUAUAUUAGCAAAAUGAAAUCAUGUUGCUACCUUUACUGGGGUGUGAAAGAAUGUUAGCUGCCUUCACAGUGAUAAACUUGGGAAAGUUUAUACUGAACCAAAGUAUUGAAAUAAAAGCAAAUAAUCUGUUAAGAUAGCAUGAAUAAUGUGAACAAGACCAGGACAAUUAAAUUGAGUGUAAUGAAAAGAAUGUCGAAGUAAGGAUUUUAUUGAAAAUUAUUGAAAAACUAGUGAUAUCUUCACAUGUCUUUAUAAAUAUAUACCAGACUUUGAUCAGCAAAUAUUAGAUUAUGUAUGCUGUUGAAUAAAUGUCAAAUUAUAGAAUAUUUGAGAUAAUCAUUCGACAAGAAUUGUAUUGAUUUCUUUAUUUGUAUAAAGGAAGACCUUGGCUGCAGAAAAGCAACAAAACUAUAUUACAUAUACAAAAUAAGUAUUCAUCCCAUCCUGUAGUCAUAUGUCAAAUUUUCAUCAAGAAUUGGACAUUUGCUGAUUUCUUAAAUUCAUAGAUGCCAGGAAAUGUGAGAAAUAUUUGUAUGACUAAAAUAUCAUUUUCAUUGAUAUAAAUUGAAGAGGUUUCAUUGUUUACCAAAUGUUUUUAAAUGAUGGCACAUAAUAAGUCAGUUUCCUUGUUUUUUAACAUCAUAUUAAAAAAUUAAUUAGAACGUUGUUUAGUUCUUGUAUUUUUCCAUUUAUAUUACAAUGAGAAAAGGGAAUUAACAUUCAUAGCUAGACCAUAAUAUGUUACCAUUUUUAUUCUUUUAUGAUUCACCAUUUUUUUUUUUACUUUGGAAUAUAACCAGUUUUGACACUGAUUUUCAUCACACAACACAUUUCAUCAUGUUUCUUAAUUAUUCCCUUUUAUGUAGAUGUAUCUUAAAUGCAGCUUUCUUAAUUUACAUAAAGUGCAUUAUUGAUAUCAUGUAUAGCAAACUUAUGGUGCAAACCUUGAUUUGUAUUCUGUAUAACCAAUACAGGCUAGUUUUCAAUGUGCCCUUUUACCAAAGCUUUUGAAUUACUUAAAAGAAGUAAAAAGUAUGAUCAAUUAAGAUAUGAUUAGUAUCAAUUCAGUGAUUGUAAGAUAAUGUAAUAUGGUCAGUCAUAUUCCAUUAACAGUGAAUUGGAGCAUGACAUCUCUUUACUUGUUGCAAUGGUGUUUUAAAUUCUUUUCAAGCUUCAUUUGAUUCUCGCUAUUGAGAACACUACCAAAUUUUUGGAGCAAGAUUAUACCAUUAUUUAUAGAGAGAAACUCUAUAUUCUGCUGCAUAUGAUAUUUUAUUACAUUGUACAUUCAAAUAAGGUGACCCCAAACAUUGUUGUAAUUUUAAAUUUUUAUUUAAUUUUGAAUCAAACUCAUUUCUCAAACUCAUCAGUAAGUUUUUAAACUUUUAAUAUUCCUAGUAAAAGUAUAAAUGGAUGUUAUAUCUGUAUAAAUGUAUGUUUUUUAAUUGUAUUUUUGUGGAACCUCAGAAUAUUGAAACCGAGGAGCCCUACAGAAAAUCUGUAAAUGAUUCAAUGAAUAAAAGAAAUGUUUUCAUAUCAAAAUUAA
Messenger RNA from Lytechinus pictus (painted urchin), 7146 nucleotides. Its product is annotated as plexin-A4-like. The transcript is spliced from 27 exons. Bases 406 to 4200 code for a protein of 1264 amino acids. Gene Ontology annotation, cellular component: semaphorin receptor complex; plasma membrane. Gene Ontology annotation, biological process: regulation of cell migration; positive regulation of axonogenesis; regulation of cell shape. Lineage: Eukaryota; Metazoa; Echinodermata; Echinoidea; Temnopleuroida; Toxopneustidae. Gene Ontology annotation, molecular function: semaphorin receptor activity. The record is from RefSeq and is a predicted model, not a curated record.